AUGGACAAAGACGGAGUAGGUUAUGGUAUUGAUCUUCAAAACUUUGAACAAACUGUCAUCAGUCUCUUCGACAAAGGCAUCGCAUGUACCAAAAACGUGCCACAGCUGGAAAAGAUGGUAAUGAAGAAAUUAUUCUGGAGUGCUACACCGUUGUUGGAAACUGUGGGCGAGAAUGAACCUCCCGUGGUCGAGACGAGAGAGUUCAUAAGAAAGGCAACACAGAAGUCUAUCAUACCGUUGAUUGCGUAUGCAAGAGAAUAUGAAAAAUAUUUAGAGUUGUUUAAUUUGGAUAUCAAUGCAUACUUAAGGUAAGGAAGGAUAGAUAAGGUUUAUUGUGUAUUAUUAUAUAACGUAUAGUGCUUUAUGUACUAUUUAAAAAACGAGCAGGAGUGUUUUAUUAGGUUUAAAGCCACGAGCGCGCAGCGCGAGUGGCUUUAGACCUAAUAAAACACGACCAAGUCAUUUAAAAAACCGCGAGUUUUUUAAAUGACUUCAAAAACGUAUGCAUAAUAAGUCAAAUCUUUAUAUAAAAAUCUUCAUAUAAAAAUCUUUAUAUAAAAAUCUUUAUAUAAAAAUCUUUAUAUAAAAAUCUUUAUAUAGUUUGCAUAACAAUGGUCUUUCGUUAAAGUGUUCUUAGUUGGUAUAAAGACGUAUGCACGUGACUAAUUUCUUACUCAAGACUGGAUAAUUGCUUCAUGAAUUAUUAAUGAGUUUUUGAAGUAUAUGUACUAUAUUUAAAGCACGCGUAGGAGUGUUUUAUCAGAUAUAAAACGCGAGGUGCAGCCGAGCGAGCGUUUUAUAUCUGAUAAAACACGACUACAAGUGCUUUAAAUGGCUUAAAAAACGGCCCAUCUUCUGAUGAGUACAUUAGCGAAGUAAUUUUUGAAAUAAACUUUGUCUAAACCGAGAAAAUCAAAGCUAAAGUUUAUGUAAAUUAACAUGAUUUUUUAUCACAUAUAAAGAUACGACACGCUUAUGAUUUUUCUUUGUGUUUUCCUACUGAAUUAUUAAUGAGUUUUUGAAAGAGAUUUCGAGCACUUAUAGAAGUGAUAAUCUCACAUGUGAGAUUAUUCAUGAUAAUCUCACAUGUGAAAAUUAUCGCUUUUCAAUUAUCGCUUUUCUGUAAAAAUUAUCGCUUUUCAAAGACUGUCCUUUAUAUAAUAAACAGAGAAAUACAUGGGUGCGCGGAAAUACCAGAUUUAUUUCGAGUGUUGAACAUGAUUACUUUGAGGUAAUGAAAGUUUAACUUUACUUGAUCCCUGGUUCACAUUUAGAGUUGUUCAAUUUGGAUAUCAAUGCAUACUUAAAGUAUAUAAGGAAGGAUAGAUAAGGUUUAUUGUGUACUAUUUAAAACUCGCGUAGCUCCAGCGUUUUAUAUCUGAUAAGGUACGGACUCCGAGCGCUUUAAAUGGCUUAAAAAACGACCUAUCGAAAGAGUUCAUUGGCGAAGUAAUUUUAAAAAUAAACGUUGUCUAAGCAGAGAAAAUCAAUUGAAAGCUAAAGUUUAUGUAAAUGAACAUAAUUUUUUAUCACAUAUGAUUUUCUUUGCCUUUUCCUCAUCAAUUUUUAAUGAGUUUUUUAAACAUAUAUGUAUACUAGUUAAAACAUGAGCAGUCGAUCUUUAUCUGAUAUACAAAGUUACAAACUCGAGCCGAAGGGGAGAGUUUAUAUAUCAGAUAUAGAUCGGAUGCGAAUGUUUUAACGUGCUUAAAAAUACGACCCAUCUUAUGAGUUCAUUGGCGAAGUAAUUUUAAAAAUAAACAUUGUCUAAGCCGAGAAAAUGAAAGCUGAAGUUUAUGUAAAUGAGGACAAAUUUUUAUCCGAUUUACAAGCAUUGAUUAAACAAUCGUUUCUUUUGUAUUUUCUUCAUGAAUUAUUAAUGAGUUUUUUAAGGUGUAUUUAAAGUACACCUAACCUCAAUUCUUCUAACAUCUCGUUCCUAGGAACCUUUGAAAUGAUAUUGUAACUUAUUUUGAAGAUUUUCGUUUGCACACUUUGUCUCUGAGUUAUUUCAGUUUUAUUGAUAUGCAAAUGUCCGGAAUUUACGUCACAUAUGAAUAAUGACUGAUCAAAGAAUGUAAGGUACAGUUAAAUAUCAUGAAAUAAAAAGACUAAAUGGUGUUUUACAUAGGUACAGUAUGUAAUCCUCCCACAACUCCAAACUUCAUUUUAAUGAAUUAAACUCAUAGUGAAUACGAUAUACGAGCUUUUACUUUAAGUCACUAUGCAUUUGUGACGUAAAUUCCGGGUAUUUGCAUACCAAACAAAUUGAAAUAUCUCAGAACCAAAGUGAGCAAACGAAAAUCUUCAAAAUAAGUUAUUAUAUCAUUUCAGAAGUUCUUAAAGGGUAUGAGCAACAAAAAUUUCUUGCAAUAAAAGUUUCUUUCAUCUGAAAAAGUUUGUGAAAUGGUAAUGGAACAUAUACUACAAAUCUUUCGUAUCUUUCUUUGUUAUUGAAAUAUUUCAAUGUGUUUGUUAUGCAAAUUAUGACGUCACAAGCUGGGUAGAAAAUUUUAAAACAUUAAAAAUAUCAAUUCUGUGUUUAAAUAAGAUUAAAAUAUCCGCUACAUUCUGCACAUUGUUUCUAUUUACUUUGGCAUUCUGUAUAUGACAACUCUUUAUGACACUAACUUGGCAUGUUGAGCAAUCGAAUGGAGUUUUCUGAUAUUUGAAUGUUUUAAAAUUUUGUACCCAGCUUGCGACGUCAUAAUUCGCAUAUCAAACACACUGAAAUAUCUCCAAAACGAAUAAAGAUACGACAAAUUUGUAAUAUAUGCACCAUUACGAUUUGACGAGUUCUUUCAAGUGAAAGAAACUUUUUACAUAAGAAAUUUUUGUUGCUCAUACCCUUUAAGAAUGAGGUGAUGCUUUUUGCUUGAGUCGAUAGUCCUUAGUGAAUUUCUUUCGUUUUUGCAGUGAUUACGACAGUCAAGACCACAGCGCGGUAGAGGUGAAGCUGGAAAUUGAAAAACAUCUUGCAGAAAAAGAAAUUCUUGAAAACACCAUACCUUCCAUGAUUGUCAUUGGUCCAUUUCAAAUAAACACCGAAACGGUUCGUCAGAAACUGGCCACUAAGAGGAAAGCGUUGGCGAAUCAAGUCAUCGAGCUGUUGGCGAAGAAAUUAAGGAAACAGAAUGAAGAGGUUUGUUUGGUGCUGUUUUAAAAGUAUUGUCACUGGUUUAAGCUUAGUAUUGUCACUGCAUGGUACACGCGUAAACAUCUCACAUCUUGUAGGAAGUCUGGCAACAAGUUGUGUUCGCACUGCUUGUCCCAAGUUGUCAACAAGUUUGGAACAAACUGUUAACAACUUGUAACAAACUUGUUGAUAUUAUUAGACUUGAUGCAAGGUUGUUCCAACAAGUCCAAUACAGUCAUGACAUAACAAUAUUGUUACAACCUUGUGUCGUCAACUUUGUAACAUUCUUGUUAUAUCAUGAUUGUAUCAGACUUGUUAGAACAACCUUGUAACAAUCUUGUUAUAUCAUGACUGUAUCAGACUUGUUAGAACAACCUUGUAACAAUCUUGUUAUAUCAUGACUGUAUCAGACUUGUUAGAACAACCUUGUAACAAUCUUGUUAUAUCAUGACUGUAUCAAACUUGUUAGAACAACCUUGUAACAAUCUUGUUAUAUCAUGACUGUAUCAGACUUGUUAGAACAACCUUGUAACAAUCUUGUUAUAUCAUGACUGUAACAGACUUGUUAGAACAACCUUGUAACAUUCUUGUUAUAUCAUGACUGUAUCAGACUUGUUGGAACAACCUAGUAACAAGUCUGAUAGUGCCAUCAAGGUUGUUACAAGUUGUUAACAACUUGUUCCAAACUUGUUACAACAGCUGGGAACAAGCAGUGCGAACACAACUUGUCGACAGCUUGUGAACAUAUUUGUAACAACUUGUUUGCAGACCUGUAACAACUUGUGCGUUUUGUAAGCAUGUAUUCAGGCUUCUUCCCUCAGGAAAAGUUGGCAGAGACGAUUAGGAUACUUAUGUACAGCAAACCCCAUUCACACUUGAGAGAUAUUUCGGGCUUUCUGUAAACACCGCAUAUCAGGCCUCGGUCAGGGUUUAUCUAACUUUUCUACUGUGUUUUCUAGGCAUGUGAAGAGUUCAAGCAGAUAGCGCGUACCCUGUACGACAAACCAAACUGUAUCGAAGAGCUUUCCGAACAGCGAGAGUACAUGAAAACCAUUCCUGAUUUACUGAAGAAAAAUCAAGAACUGAUCGAUAAAGCUGUAGUGGACUAUGAAUUGAUUGAAGAGUUUUAUUACAGUAUAUCACAAGAUGAUUUUAAUGCAAAGUAA
Messenger RNA from Paramuricea clavata, 4302 nucleotides. Lineage: Eukaryota; Metazoa; Cnidaria; Anthozoa; Malacalcyonacea; Plexauridae. The record is from the annotation of a GenBank genome assembly.